AUGCCGGACAUGUGCUUCAACAGCGUGGUGAUGUGUGCCGCAAAUGCACUGACAGCCGAAUCCUUCGAAACGUUUCUCAAGGGGCUUCAACCGGACGACGAAAUAGGCCUGUUUGGGCACUUCUUGCCACGUCCAGCUUCGGUUGAUUGGUUCUUGUGGAGCAAUCAGCACUGGGGCACCAAGUGGGAUGUCCCACAACUCAAAUGGGAACGCAACAACCUUUCCUUUCACCUGAAGUUUGAGACCGCAUGGGCCCCACCAGUUGCUUUCUACGAGUUUCUUGAAUCUGCUGAUGGCGGUGACUGGAUGAUUGAUGCCAUUUUUCAUUCUUCUGCGGAGAAGUGGGUUGGACGCUACGCCUGCGGAUCCCAGAAGACCUGGAAAUACAACUUCGAAGACCCGACGUGGCGGGACAGACUGCCUCACAAGAUUGUUGACGAAGCUGAGCUAGACCGCGAGUAUGCAGAAUGGCUCGAAUGGAAAGAGAGCUGUAGAAAGCAGGAUCAGUAG
Messenger RNA from Guillardia theta CCMP2712, 510 nucleotides. RefSeq lists its product as hypothetical. Lineage: Eukaryota; Cryptophyceae; Pyrenomonadales; Geminigeraceae. The coding region runs from base 1 to 510 and encodes 169 amino acids. The transcript has a single exon. The record is from RefSeq and is a predicted model, not a curated record.